UUCAACUUUUGUAAUGUAGCAGUGGUGUGGCUUAUCUAUUGCUCCUGUGAAGCAGGACCGAUUCCCAUAUUAGACACUUGUCUGGAGCAGUACUUGGACCAAAGUGCCAUUUACUUAUUGAAAAUCAAUCAAAUAAAAAAUAAAUAAAAAUAACCAGCCCUCUGGGCUCAUGGCCAUUUGCCUAUAAUACAGUAUGUUCAUGCAGUAGGAGAUGGUAUGUUGCCACUACUACGUGUAGAUCAAGUCUGGACCUGCCUGAUAGCUGCUCAUAAUUUACCAAAAACCUGAACCAACACAGAUAUCCGUUUUAAUUUUCCUGCUUGCCAACAAAAGAACCUUGUGAAAUAGGUAGGGCAUACGUCAUAGGUAUUUUGGUGGCAUGUAUUUAUAGGAUUAUAUCUCAAUACUUUAUUUGAGACUCCUAAUUAACAUGCAUUCAUUGGAUCUGUGCUUGCCAGUUUUAAUUCCCCUUUUGUUUGGAUCAGAAUUUCCCCAUUUCUAAAGCUUGGCUUGGGUAGAUAUCAAGUCUGUUUUUUUCCUGUUACUUCUCUUAGCUCCUAUCCACCCUCUGGAAUUAUAAGAAUGUGUUACCAUGCUGGUAAUACGUAUGUGUGAGUUCUUGUGGGCUUUGGAUGUGGAGACAGACACACAACGAGCUUCAUGCUGAAGACACUGAGAUUUGAAUGUUUCUCCAAUGGCACGGGAGUUUAAUCUAACCACCCAAAAACAAGACUUUUUGAAGGAAUGUUAUCUCAAAGAAGUCCUAAUGCGUGCCAGUUGGCGGCAUCGCUAUGGACAGAACUUACCACGUUUCGCAAAUACAAAACACAACAUUUCUGUGCCAAAAAUGAAGGAUCAUUUUAAGUUGCCGGCUAUUUCUGAUUCAGCCUCACAUGGCAGUAUGGAUAAGAAAAUAUCUGGGAAUAGCCAUGAAAACAACCAAGGCCCAAAAGAUAUUAACAAAAUAGAUGGAGGAGAGACAACUUGCUUUACUGAUACUGUGAUGAGACCUGCCAGUCCCGGAACGCUAACUCUUCUGUAUUCUGGAACUUCUAAAGAGGAGCAAGGACGUUACCACUACAUGAGAGUAAGGAAUAAACUCAAACCAGAGAACAAAUACACUUACCCAUUAAUUUCCAGCUGGGAGUAUGGGUGGCAAAUGGGUAGUGCAACUAAAAACAAUAGAAGUUUGUACCGGCGUUGUCCUAUUGUGAAUGACACCUUCUUCAGAAAGAAUGGUAUACCCUGCGAACCGCACCCUAAGGAUAUGGCCUUGUAACUUUGUCAGACUGAAAAACUGAGGAUUUAAUCAAUUUAUGAUCAUUUAAAUGCAAAAAAGGAAAUUUCAUUUGUGUGACCUAAUUCCACUGUUUAUAUAACAAAAAAAAUAAGUAGUAACCAUAGAAACAUAUUUACUUUAUCAAAUUUUAUUGAAUUUCUUGUGCAUUCUUGGGUCAAAUUCUUUUAGCGCUAUUACAUAGUUAAUCAGGUUGAAAAAUUACCAUCUAGUUUAGCCAAUAUUUUUUUUUUUAAUAAAAUAAAAUAAUCAUACA
Rana temporaria (common frog) is the source of this 1553-nucleotide messenger RNA. It is a transcript of the gene SPMIP1, whose product is annotated as ATP6V1F neighbor. NCBI's taxonomy places the organism in Eukaryota, Metazoa, Chordata, Amphibia, Anura, Ranidae. The transcript has 3 exons. The record is from RefSeq and is a predicted model, not a curated record. Bases 695 to 1279 code for a protein of 194 amino acids.